AUGAACACUCCGCCGAAGUUCUCGCAUUCACGGCAAGGAUCCAUCGAGCACAACGUGCCGACGUCGUCUGCUGCGCAUCUCCAGCAUCCGUCGCUUUCCGGACACGCCGGCAGCGGAUCUCACAACCCCGGCAAUCACUCUCCUCUCACAUCCUACGGGCAUGCUUUGGCGUCUUUAGCCUACCCAUCCUCGUCUUACUCACCCUACCGCACUGGUCAGACACCUGUUUCCGCAUGGGCUACUUCCAACCUGUCCGCUCUUCACAACGGCAGCGCACCACCUUCCGCGAAGAGGAGCGAGAGUAGGGAAGCAGACGGCGACGACGAGGAAGAUGAUGACGAUGACGAUGACAACAGCGUUGACUCGGACGACGAUGAUGAUGACGAUGAGGAGGAAGGGACCGAGAUUGAGGACGAAGCCAAUACCACAGCCAAUAAUGGCAACUCCAAAGGCGCCGUGAACAAGCGCAAACGCUCAGCAUCACCCAAAGGAAAGGGCAAAAAGGCAAAUGCCGGCAAGACGGCAAAUGGGGACAAGGCGAAUGGCGGCAAGGAUGCUAAGGGUGGGACACCUGGCAAGAAGCAGAAGCCAACCCGUGGUGCGCGCGCUUGUACCAACUGUCGACGUCUCAAGAUGCGCUGUGUAGGUGCUGAGAAGGGCCCACCGUGCAACAGGUGUCGCAAUGGCAACCACGAAUGCAUCUUUGAGGAGAGCAAUCGUGGCAAGAAAGGCGGCAAGAACCAGAAGGCAGAAGCCAUGCAACAGAGUCUGCGCAAGAUGGAGCAGACCCUCGCAACUGUACUUCGCAGCAUCCGAGACCCCGGUCUUGCAGCCCAGCACGGUGGCAUGGUGACACGCAGCCCUUCGCCGGAACGAUCCUACAAAGAGACGCAGCGUUCUGAUCCUCGUCUCACUCACUCCAGCUCUUUCUCUGGCGGCGACUUUGGUCCGCGUUCGCCUUGGACUCGUGUCGCGGAUCCCUACUCAUCACAUGGAACACACGCAGCCUCGCCCGCUCGCGCUAGUGCUGAUGGUGCCAGCCCCGUUAGCACCAUCAACCCGAAUGCUGUCGCGCAGAGGAGCGCCUCCUCUACUGAUGGCAGUGUCCCUUCACCUGCUAACGCGACAGGCACGCGCUUCCUCGAGCCUUUGCCGCAUCUUCAUCGCCCGCAGUCGCGCACAAGCGCCCAGGGUCCUGAUGGGCAGCGCAGUCGACCCUCGCGUGGCUCUCCUCGUCUCCAUUCGCUACCUGACAACACUCUCAAUCCGCUCGGUCUACUUGCCGAGGCCAGUCUACACAACACUCAUCGCGUCCGCAAGCUCGCCCGCAGUGGCGCCAGCAACAAGUCCAGCGAGAAGGAUAGCCAAAAGUCAGGAAGCACUGGCGGUCAGAGCCCAGACAAGACCAUCAAUUCUGAGGGCGGUGAGGAUGGCUCACCCAACGGCGAAGGUGGAGAGCAAGAUGAGGGCAAACGCAAGAUCCCUCUUGGUGUCGCUUCACAGAACUACUUCCGUCCUGGUCCGAUGACCAUCUUGCCUCUUCGUCGAAUCAUUAUUGAACGUGAGAUGCCUCCUGAGCUUCUCACCCUAGGCAUUGUCUCGUCCGAAGAGGUGCUUGAUCUUUUCAGCAUCUUCUUCCGCCGAUGCACGCAGCACGUUUGUCUCUUAGAUGCAGAAUGGCACACGCCGACCUUCAUCUGCAGUCGCUCGCCUUUUCUUUUUACCUGUGUCUGCACUGUCGCAUCCAAAUUCUACGAGAAACGCCCCGAUCUUCACUCCAAGUGCCAAGCUCUCACUCGCAAGGUCGCGUUCGAUGUCGUCAACCGAGGAUUCAAGUCUAUCGAGAUCGUACAGGGCUUCUUGCUGAUGGCCAUGUACGCGCAGCCAGCCGAGCGGUUCGAGGAGGAUAAAACCUGGAUGUACUCUGGAAUAGCUCUUCGUAUGGCUACCGAUCUCAAUCUGCACAGGAAGAGCGUGGCGACUUUCAACCACACCCCGCACCCGGAUGACCCGGCUGUGCUCGAUCGCGAGCGAGAAAUUCUCAACCGUGAGCGCACGUGGUACGUCUGCUUCGCUCUUGACCGCGGGUUGAGUAUCCAGAUGGGUAAGCCGUACACCAUUCGAGAGGAUUGGAUCAUCAGAAAUUGCCGAAAUUGGGGAAGCAGGUUCAGUCGGCCUUGGGAUCUUUCUGUUAGCGCUGUGGUCGAUUUGUACCGUAUCAGCUCGAGGCAGCUCGAUUUCUUGUAUUCCUCGACUUCUUCGGUGUCGGGCCUCAACACCGAGAUCGAUUACUCACUUGUGCUGCCUGUCUUCAACGAGCAGUUGCAGGAGUGGAAGGAGGAAUGGCGAUACCGUGGUCUUUGGUCCAUGCCGGAGGAAGGUGAGGAGUACAUCGAGAAGAAAAGACGACGAUUGACUCUUGCUGCCAAGAAGGCUGCUGUGAAGGACAAGGGUAAAGGCAAAGGCACCAACAAGGAUGCAUCUGCUGACAACGCUGCUGGCAAGAAAGACGCAGCGAAUGGUACGGCGACCGACAAAGGCUUCAGGUACGAGUUCGACGAUGACGAUGAGGAUGCCGAGAAUCUCGAUCUCAACACUCGCAUUAUGAUCUUCCACUCGAACUCGGCGCCUGUUCGAUACAGCUUUGCCGUCCUUGUGCUCAACUCGUUCGGUCUGCAGCAAGCUGUUGAUCACCCGAUUGGUGCCAGUUUGGACCGAGCGCAGUACUUUGCCAAGUGUCUGGAGGCUGCAAGGACGAUCGUUGUUCAGAGUACCGGACCGUUGCGUCGCAACAUGAGGUAUGCUCCCGAUGCGCAUAUCUUGACGCUAGCUUAUGCAUGCGUUUUCCUGCUCAAGCUGAUCCGACCUGCAUUCGCGGGUUACGUUGAAGAGGAGUCGAUUUUGACGUUGGUGCAGGACGCGGUAGAUAUGCUGCAAGAGGUGGCUGUUAAUGAGACGCACACUCCGCACUUGUAUGCGCAGUUCCUGCGGGCGUUGUUGCAGGCGAAGAAGGAGCACACUACAGCGUCCAAGUCCGCUACUGGCAGUCGAGCUGCUUCUCGUGCUGUUUCGCCUGAUGGAAUGCAGGUUGAUGGCGAAAACAACGAGACGGCUCAUGGCAUAGCUAACGCGCAAGCUGGUAUCGGUGGGUCUACCCUUCCCACCACCAGCGCUACAGUAGAAGGCAACAUCCAUGCUACCCUCGACCCGCACUCAGCAGAGUUCGCCUCAGGUGCAGCCUCCGCCCCCGCCGCAGAAGGGAUAAACGUCAACUGGCCCUCUCAGAUCUUUGGCGCAACUUCAGGCAUGGAUGACUUCUGGGGUUCCCUUCUUCCACCUGGUUUCAGCCAAACCUCGAUGCACGAUCUUUUCGGGGCUGCCACUGUCGAUGGUACUGUCCCCAACGGCUCUCAUAUAGCUGCUGUGGAAGGGGAGGUGGUAGAACCGAGCCAACACGCGACAAAGUUCGGUAUGGGCGGUGGUGGAGCUUUUGAUUUCGGAGGUGGAGCUAUUGGGAAUGGAAAUGGUGGUGUGCCGUUAAACUCGGCGGCGGCUAACGCGGCGUUGGCGAGCUCGAUGAGUAUGACUCCAGUUGCGAGUGGACAUUUGUCAGGGGCUAACACGCCUCAUGGUUUGGGGAGCAGGUCGAGGAGGACAAGUGCUAGUCAUUGCUUGAGUGGAUUGAGUGGGGUUAAUUUUGAUUUCUCCUCGUAA
This is a messenger RNA of Ustilago hordei, 3714 nucleotides long. RefSeq lists its product as uncharacterized. NCBI's taxonomy places the organism in Eukaryota, Fungi, Basidiomycota, Ustilaginomycetes, Ustilaginales, Ustilaginaceae. The transcript has a single exon. Gene Ontology annotation, cellular component: nucleus. The record is from RefSeq and is a predicted model, not a curated record. Gene Ontology annotation, biological process: DNA-templated transcription; regulation of DNA-templated transcription. Gene Ontology annotation, molecular function: transcription cis-regulatory region binding; zinc ion binding; DNA-binding transcription factor activity, RNA polymerase II-specific. The coding region runs from base 1 to 3714 and encodes 1237 amino acids.